CUCAGCUGUCCACAUCCGCGGGCGCUUGGGCCCUGCGGUCCCAGGCCACGGCGAUGACGUUGGGCCUCCAAUGGAUCGUAGACAAGAUCACUUUUCCUUCACCGCCAUCCUCCUACUCCCUGACGUCUCACCCGGAGCUCUUCUUUGUGCCCUCGAGAAAUAAAUCAUCAACGCAUCCAGGGGUACCCUGCAUGCUCUACGCAGUGCGGCAAGGGGCUCCUGUGCUGUUGGUGCAUGCUCACAGCAAUGGCUGUGACAUUGGAGAUAUGCGGCAGACGCUGCAGAGCAUCUCCGAAUCUUUGAAAGUGCAUGUCAUGUCAUUCGAAUUUCCCGGCUACGGCUUGCAUUUGGGCAAUGCAAACAUGCGGGCGAUCGAUGACGCCGCAGCAGCGGUGCUGAACUACAUCUCCAAUGAGCUGAAAAUCAACCUGUCGCAGGUCGUUUGGUACGGACGAUCCAUUGGCAGCGGCCCUGCAUUGAGGGCAGUGCAUCGCAUCACCCAGGAGCUCAAGCAGAAGCCCGGUGGCGUGGUGUUGCAGUGCGGCUUCGCCAACUUUCCGGAGGUGGCGGGGCACCUCUUCGGUCGCCUCGCGAAGCGCCUAGUGAGCCGAUUGUGGCCCAACGAGGCCAUGCUGAAGGAGUUGAAUUGCCCUGUGCUGUUGAUUCAUGGACGUAACGACACCAUGAUUCCAAUCAACCAGAGCGAGAAACUCUGGGAAGCCGUUGCUCAGAAGGAUCUGAGCCAUUUUCACACCUGUGACUGCGGCCACAACGAUUUCAACUUUCGCCGCUGCACAUUAAGACCCAUCUACGACUUCUUGCUGGGGGUCAUUUCGUCGCAGGGUUUCCCUGCGACCAACUUUCAAAUCGACCUCGAAGCCUCGUGCAGAGCGUUAGUUCGGCACAUUGGGCCCUUACGGACCAGAAUUCCGGUUUAUAGCUUCCGACGCCCUGAGUUGGAGGAUUGGCUCCUGCGAAUUGGUGCUCAAGGUGAUGGCCAAAAGGCGUCGAACCUUGAUAAAUCGCCAAGGACAAACGAGGAGCAGGUGAAGCGGGAAGAUACGAAUGCCACAAAGGGUGCUAUGGAGGGCCGUGAGCUGAAGAGCCCUCCUUCCGGCUUGCAGUCGCCUCCUCCCUCGAAACGUGGGAGGUCCAAAAGCAAGGCGGACGCUGAAGUCGUAGCGCCGGACUACACCUUGCUGCCACCCUUAGAGGAAGUAGACAAGGCUCUCUGUACCGCAGAAGGCAUGGUCCGAGCCUGUGCAGCUCGCGUCUCUCAUUUUUUACAGCGGCUGCAAAGGCAGCUCGCACGGAUCGAAGGCCUUGAGCACAAGGCCGUCGACGAGAUUGUUGACUUCGUGGAAGCAGAGUUUUGGGGCUCGGACCCUCUGCUGUGCCUCUGGGAAGAGGUGAGUCUCCCGACGGGUGAGCAUGUGCGGUAUCGUUUGGGUCCGUUUAGCAUCGACCACCAGGGGCAUCGAAGCUUUCAACCGGACUUCCAUGGCAGUUCGCAGUUUUUGCGAGUGCCGCUGUGGAUCUUCGCCCCCUCCCAGGCCCACUUCCGGUGCCUCGCCGAGUGGAGCCUGAUCCACUGUGAGCGACUGCGACAGCUGCCGAGCCAACACGAAGGCACUGGCGGCUGUAGUGGCUGCUGUUGUGUCCCUGGGGGCUUUCGCAAGAAAUCCCACAAGAAGAAGGGAAAGCCUGGGCAUCCGACCAUGGGUGCUCUUUCGACCUCCUUGGCGGCGCAUUUUGCCCACUGGGUUGAAAAGACAGAUGAGAUCAAAACCAUGUUUGAAAGGUUUGCCCAGCUCUACAACGACCCAGACGAGGCGUUGCGGAAGUCAGCGGCUAUGGAUCCACUUGCAUCCUUGAAGACAUUGCCUGGCGAUACCACGCCGCUCUCAGAGAAAGAGGAUAGUCUUUGUCCGCCAAAUACGCUGGCCGGGCUGCCGGAAAGCAAAGCGGAAGAGCCGGGGACCGGGCCAAAGGCCAACCCUCCAGGAAAAUUCAGUGCAGCUUGCAGGCAGUGGCUUCUCAAUGGUCUAGGAAAUCCACCACAGCCCUUUGUCGAGAUGGCCACGCGUCUGCGUUUCCCUGCGCAGCCAUCUGUCGUGGAGACUGAGAGACAGGAGGGGCAAGCUUUGCCCAAUCCCAGCGAUUCGCGGCAGACAGCCGAGUAUGUCUCUCAGCCGGGACAGACUGCGAUGGCGGAGAGAUUUUCGGCUUGGAGCACGGCCGGCUUCAUGCUGCACUACGACCGAUUGUUAGAGGCCACGCAGGAGGAUCCGCUACGACCCGAGCUUCGACACUCGGGCAUCGCGAUGAGCAAAGCCAUAAAGGCCUUUGCAAGUGCAGACCUACGUGCGCGCCGCGAGCAGCACAGCCUCGUGGUGCGGCAACGCCUCGAGAAUUUGGGGAAGGAUGAGGGUCUGCCGGAACCAGCCGACAUUCAGGCUAGUGAGGUGGUGAAGGGUGCAGCUCCGACGUCGGUAACACCUGCAAUGCCCACCUCUCAUGUGGAAGGCUUGUGAAGACAUGCCGAGAUCUCGUCCAAGGUCUGAUGAGCUUGGCCGAUUUGAGUGAUUUGGGUGCUCGCACUUCAGUGAUGUUAAUUU
Cladocopium goreaui is the source of this 2618-nucleotide messenger RNA. NCBI's taxonomy places the organism in Eukaryota, Dinophyceae, Suessiales, Symbiodiniaceae. The record is from the annotation of a GenBank genome assembly.